AUGCCACCACGAAGAGAACAAAUUUUGGUAUAUUUACUAAUCAUCAAACAACUCCAAUGCAAGCGUAUUCAUCCUACUGACACAAAAUUUGAGGAUCUUCCAGGAAUGAAAACACCGUCAAACAAAUUGGUAAUGCAAGGAAAAGGAUCUAAAUUAAACACUGAUCAAUGCUGA
Molecule: messenger RNA, 174 nt
Organism: Loa loa (African eye worm)
Lineage: Eukaryota; Metazoa; Nematoda; Chromadorea; Rhabditida; Onchocercidae
Exons: 1
Coding region: 1-174 (57 amino acids)
Source: RefSeq, a predicted model, not a curated record